AUGGAUAAGGUGCAGACGGAGUGCAGGUCAGGACCGUAUGGACAAUAAGGAAAGGGAGGAGGUGCCAUUAGGCUGCUUUGUAAUUACUCUGCUCUGGUCUCUUUGUUUACAGCGGCAUGAAAAGAGGGAUGAACUUACGGGGGGAUGAACUUACUUUAAGACCCCACUGUCAGUUUUUUAUCAUCCUGCACUUCAUUGCUGAAUGUAACAUACACCCUGCUGAGUCGGGCCUUUGCUUUUUGCUUGUACUCUAGCCAACACGCCACUGUUCUUCUGGUUCCACUUUCUAAAUUUUCUAAUAACUUUUUCUUUGAUGUUUGUCAUUUUUAUUUGGAAGUCACAUUUACUUCCAAAGCCAAGCUCAGGACUGACUUCAUCACAGGAAAUCAGCCAUAACAGCUUUAGCUACACUUGCCUUGUUAGACUGCUACUGUAGAUGUAAGAAGCAACUACCAGGCACACUGAUGGAGACCCUGAACAAUCGUGCAUUAUCUCUGCUGUUGGUGUAUUUUUUUAUUUUUGAGGUGGAGAGCAGUGUGGAAGCAAACAGCUCUAAAAGUGAGGGUGCUCAGAAACAUCCAUCACACUCCUCUGAGAGCAAAGCCAGUCGGUGCUCCUACACCUUUAUCGUUCCCCAGCAGAAGCUGACUGGAGCUCUUUGCUUAAACACAGCAAGAACCAACAACUCAGAGACGGCUGCCUUACGUGCUCAACUGAGCCAGCAACAGGAACAGCUGGAGAAACUGAGGGUACGUCUGGAGCAGGAGGAGGUAGUGGCAAGUGAGAUUAACACACUGCGUCAAGAGAGCAGUACCAUGAAUGCACGCAUCACCCAGCUGUACGGCCAGCUGCUGAAUGAGCUCCUCAACAAGCAGGAGCAGGCUGUGGAGCAGAGGCGUCUAGAAGAGCUGCUGGUAAACACAACCUUGCAGGUGCUUCAGCUAUCCAGCAGCUACAGAGAGCUGGAGAGAAAAUACGAAGGACUUGUUUCCCUGGUGAAUAACCAGAGUCAGAUAAUCAUGAACAUGGAGAAACAGUACCAGGAAUGUGUUGUCGCUAAAGAUAAACAGGAGGUUUCAUCAUCAGCAGGGAAUCAGUCUGACAGGCUGCAGAACAAGAGCUCUGAGCCCAAAGUUGCACUCAGCAAUGUUCAGAGGGAUCAGAGUGCACCUUCACAACAAAACCCCAAACUGCAGGAGACAGCUGAUCUUCCUACAGAAGCUCCUUUUAUCAGUUUCCCUGCCACUAAGACUCCAGGACCGUGGCGAGACUGCCAGCAUGUCCUGGACUCAGGAGAAAGCACAAGUGGCAUCUAUCUGCUGCGUCCUCGCAACUCCAACCGUCUGUUCCAAGCAUGGUGUGAACAGAGCCGUGUUCAAGGAGGCUGGACUGUCAUCCAGCGGAGACUGGAUGGCUCUGUUAAUUUCUUCAGAACAUGGGAUCAGUACAAGCAAGGCUUUGGGAAUCUGGAUGGUGAGUAUUGGCUGGGUCUGGAGAGCCUUCACUGGCUCACCUCUCAGACCUCUUACAAGCUCAGAGUGCUCUUGGAGGAUUGGCAAGGCCGGCAGGCAUUCGCAGAGUACGAGAGCUUCCGUAUAGAGCCUGAGACUGACUGGUACCGUCUAAGACUGGGCACCUACCAGGGUACUGCUGGUGAUUCGCUCUCCUGGCACAACAACAAAGCUUUUACUACACUUGACCGCGAUAAGGACGCCUACUCAGGAAACUGUGCUCAUUACCAAAAGGGGGGCUGGUGGUAUCACAUGUGUGCCCACUCUAACCUGAAUGGGGUUUGGUACCGAGGAGGCCAUUACAGAGGUCGCUAUCAGGAUGGAGUUUACUGGGCUGAGUUCCACGGAGGCUCGUACUCCCUGAAGAGGGUCACCAUGAUGAUCAAACCCAUUUAACCUUAAGUACAGGAGAAAUAAAGCCAGAUAUGUUUACUACUGAACUGUACAGACAGAAAAUCAUCCAGAUACAGAACCCUCAUGUGGAUGGUUAUGUUAGAUUCUACUGGGUUUGGAUUUGUUUGGGUUAUACUAUUUGUCAAAUGUUAUUUUAGUCAUUAAUGGGUUUUAAAGAUUAUAAGAGAUUAUGAGCACAGCUUAAUAUGUACUACAUCUUUGAGUUAAUGUCAUUUAAGCAUUACUUUUAUUUAGUGAAUUAAUAUGUUACAUUGCAUUCUGUUCUUAGUAUUAAUGCUUGUAUGACAUGUUUCAGGGUAAAAAAAAAGUAUAAAUUCAUUAGCAGGGUAGUGCUUUUUAAUGCCCAAACAUUACAGGAUAUUUAGCCUACCUACUGAAUGAAUUAUAAUUAAUUUUGCUUUUAUAUAUUAUUAUUUUUUAGUUUUUAACUAAUUAUUUAGUAAUCAAAUGGAAUCAUAUAAGCAAGAUCAUCUUAAAAGCUACUAAGAAAUACACCGAUAAGGCAUAACAAUAUGACCACCUUCCUAAUAUUGUGUUGGUCCCCCUUCAUCGAGGCAUGAACUUCACUAGACUCCUGAAGGUGUGCUGUGGUAUCUGGCACCAAGAUGUUAACAGCAGAUCCUUUAACUCCUGUAAGUUGUGAGGUGGGACCUCCAUGGAUUGGACUUGUUUGUCCAGCACAUCCCACAGAUGCUUGAUUGGAUUGAGAUCUGGGGAUUUUGCAGGCCAAGUCAACAUCUCAAACUUGUUGUGCUUCUCACACAAUUCCUGAACCAUUUCUGCUUUGUGGCAGGGUGCAUUAUCCUGCUGAAAGAGGCCACAGCCAUCAGGUAACAUGAAAGGGUGUACAUGGUCUGCAACAAUGCUUAGGUAGGUGGUACGUGUCAAGGUAACAUCUACAUGGAUGGCAGGACCCAAUGUUUCCCAAAGCAUCACACUGCCUUCGCCGGCUUGCCUUUUUCCCAUAGUGCAUCCUGGUGCCAUGUGUUUCCCAGGUAAGUGACACACAUGCACCCGGCCAUCCACGUGAUGUAAAAGAAAACAUGAUUUAUCACACCAGGCCACCUUCUUCCAUUGCUCCAUGGUCCAGUUCCAAUGCUCAUGUGCCCAUUGUUGGCGCUUUUGGCCGUGGACAGGGGUCAGCAUGGGCACCCUGACUGGUCUGCGGCUAUGCAGCCCCAUAUACAACAAACUGCAAUACACUGUGUAUUCUGACACCUUUCUAUCAGAACCAGCAUUAACUUCUUCAGCAAUUUGAGCUACAGUAGCUCGUCUGUUGGAUCGGACCACACGGGCCAGCCUUCACUCCUCACGUGCAUCAAUGAGCCUUUGCCGCCCAUGACCCUGUCGCCGGUUUACCACUGUUCCUUCCUUGGACCACUUUUGAUAGAUACUGACCCCUGCAGACCGGGAACACCCCACAAGAGCUGCAGUUUUAGAGAUGCUCUGACCCAGUCAUCUAGCCAUCACAAUUUGGUCCUUGUCAAACUCAUUCAAAUCCUUACACUUGUUCAUUUUUCCUGCUUCUAAUACAUCAACUUUGAGGAUAAAAUGUUCACUUGCUGCCUAAUAUAUCCCACCCACUAACAGGUGCCGUGAUGAAGAGAUAAUCAGUGUUAUUCACUUUACCUGUCAGUGGUCAUAAUGUUGUGCCUCGUCGGUGUAUGUGUUAGCAUUAUGUUAGCUAGCUAGCAAGCAGUGGUGUUUAGUAACUAAGUAAUAAUACUUCGAUGAUGAUGCACCACCCAAAUAAUACCUACUCUGUAGUGGUCCUGGGAGAGUCCUGACCACUGAAGAACAGCAGGAAAGGGGGCUAACAAUGUAUGUAGAGAAACAAAUGGACUACAGUCAGUAAUUGUAGAACUACAAAGUGCUUCUUUAUGGUAAGUGGAGAUGAUGAAAUGGACAGUGAGUGUAGAAACAAGGAGGUGGUUUUAAUGUUAUGGCUGAUCGUUGUAUUUGUGACUUAAAUGUACAACCAAAUAAGAACAUUGGGACAGUAUGGAAAAUACAAAUAAAAACCAAGCAGUGUUUCUUACAUUUACAA
This is a messenger RNA of Trichomycterus rosablanca, 3972 nucleotides long. It is a transcript of the gene angptl6, whose product is annotated as angiopoietin-like 6. Lineage: Eukaryota; Metazoa; Chordata; Actinopteri; Siluriformes; Trichomycteridae. The record is from RefSeq and is a predicted model, not a curated record. Bases 465 to 1907 code for a protein of 480 amino acids. The transcript is spliced from 7 exons.